UUUAUGUAUAAUAUAUCAAAUCUGGCUCGCAAACACUGUUGUUUAAAGUUAAUUUCAUAAUUUCAGGCGUAUUAUAUUAUUGAUAGAUUAUAUUCAACCAUUGAUUUUGGACAAAUUUUGAUGUUCCUUGUUUACAAAUAAAAUAUAAAGCAUGGCAUUUUCAUUUAUACGACCCCUUAGAAGAGUCAUAACUAAAAAAUGUGGGGGUUACAGGAAAUUUUUGCUGGUUUCAGGAUCAUUAGCACUCAUUAUUUAUACACUACGUGUGUUAUUUGUAAAUGAUGGCAGACAAGUGUGGGAUGUAAAAAGUUUAUCUUCUAAUAGAUCAUCUCCUUGUGAUGUAAAAUGUUUACCCGACCAGUUUUCUUUUUAUAUCAAAACUGGAGAAAAAAGUUUAACAGUUAGUAAUGGGCCAAUAAUAUGCUUUCAAGGAACUAUGUAUAUGAGCCCAGAACAAAAUAAUGUGAAUCGAGGUUUAAACAUCGUUCUUGUUGAUACCAAAUCUCAAGCCAUCAAGUCUGUAUCAGUUUUUGACACGUACAUUGAUGAUUCAUCACUUUUAAGAUUUUUAAAGAAAGAUGCCAAAGAUGAAGACAUUUUGUUAAUAGCAACGUUUGAUGAUGCAUCUUACGGAUUAAAAGAAACAGCCCGUCAUUGGUUAACAUUGUUUGGAAGCUCACUCAUAACACAAGUUGGCUUUCGGGAAAAUUUUAUAAUGAUUGGACACAGAGGACUUGCCAAAGGAAGCGCUAUUGAAUAUUAUAUGGCAAAGCAAUCAAAAAAAGAAGAUAGUUUUGCUUUGCCUAUAGAAAAAGCUGGGUGCUUUUCAUUCCCAUUGGGCAAAAAAAUGAGUAUGGAAAACACUGUGCCUGAGGUGUUGAGAGACGGUGCCAUAAAGCUUGGUGAACGCCAUGAAAAUUGUGGUCUGACAGAACCUUGUCCUGUAGGCAGUGUGUCUGUGUUUGUAGACACAGGUCAUGGGAAUGUGCGAAAGCCAACUAUCUGCGUUGAUGGAUAUAUUCGUAUGGACAGUAAAACAAAUGAUGCUGGAAGAGGUUUUAAUGUUGUUAUUCUUGAUAAUGAAACUCUGCAGCCAUCUAGACUUUCUCAUAUGGAUACUUAUACCUUUGACAGCACAGAUUUGGAGCUAUUACUUGAGACACUUCACAUGAAUGAAAUAGUCAUAGCUGUCAUUGCAGAUGAUGCAUCUAACAAAUUAGGUCAGAGUGCACGUGACCUUCUCAAUAAAAUUGGGAGUGGCCACAUACAAAACUUACGUUUCAGAGAUGUUUGGUAUUUUGUUGGACAGAAAGGCAUUGAGGGGUUUACUAAAUUGGAACAGCUCAGUUUUGCAGCCUUUGAUGGUGGAUGGCCCAAACCACUUUCAUCCAUGUUUUGUAUUCCUAAGAAAGUUCCUACAACGCAAGUUAUGAUUGACCCAGAGUAUAAUCGCAAUGAUGAUCGAAGAAAUUUUUGUACCAAAUAUGAGGGCUAUAUUGAUUUUUGUGACCCUGCUCAUGUUGAUGAUGAAUUAAAGACCAUUCCUGUAUCAGAUAAAUAUUUGAAGGAUCACAAAAUAUUUGAUUUGCCUGUUAUUAUUGUGCCAGGGCUAAAUCAUAAUGCCUUUGUUCACACCUUGCAAACUACCUUGAUGCAGCCCGGACUUAAAACAGACAAUGUUGCUAUAUUUUGGGAUGAAAAGCUUCCAGAGUAUGGUGAACUAGCCACCAUGUUUGGGUUUCGCAACUAUAGUUUAGCCCCUAGUCGUACAUAUGCAGAACAAAUGUUGAAAGCUCUGAAACUGUCUAGAGUUCAUUUUCCCCAUUCU
Messenger RNA from Physella acuta, 1828 nucleotides. RefSeq names its product protein O-linked-mannose beta-1,2-N-acetylglucosaminyltransferase 1. Gene Ontology annotation, cellular component: Golgi membrane. Gene Ontology annotation, molecular function: beta-1,3-galactosyl-O-glycosyl-glycoprotein beta-1,3-N-acetylglucosaminyltransferase activity. The record is from RefSeq and is a predicted model, not a curated record. Gene Ontology annotation, biological process: protein O-linked glycosylation via N-acetylgalactosamine. Lineage: Eukaryota; Metazoa; Mollusca; Gastropoda; Physidae.